UUAGAAAUAAAUUACAUAGUAAAAGAACGUUUUGUGAUCUUGUGACAAUUGGUGCUAAAUAUUCAACAUAAUUUUGAGAAAUAAGUUAUUCCGUGAAUCAUUAACUAUAAAUUAUCUAAAACAAUAUAAUAUUUGUAAACAGUGAAACCGUUAUUGCACCGCAAUUAUUGGGUCGAGGAUAGGCGAGGGUGCGUUGGGGUGAGGAGGGCUGCGUCACGUGCGAGGUCCGCACUCCGCAGCCCGACGCAUGCGAGACCGCGGGGCGCCGGCAGCGCAGGCGCGCCCCCCAGCCCCCGGCCUCCCUCAUCCGUCAGUCUGCCGCUGGCCACCGCGCGCCCCGCCCGUUAUAUUGCGCUGAGUCGCGCGCCGCGAGUGCUCUCCAAGUGAUGACGACUUGUGAAUAGUGCGAUGCUCGUGCUGCGCUGUGCCCUGUUUGCGGCUCUGCUCGCCGCUGCCGCCGCUGCCUGGCAGGAGAACGUUCGCCCCAAGGUCUUCGCACAAUUAGGGGUCGACGACACGCACAAGUUUCUUGGAAACGAGACACACACAGACUUCUUCAGAUUAUUGUUACGAGAUGGAAAUUACUUACUCGUUGGUAGCAGAAAUGUCGUCUACAAUCUCAGUUUGACAGAUUUAACAGAACAGAGAAGACUGGUGUGGUAUUCAUCCGAAAAUGACGUACAAAUGUGUGUCGUCAAAGGAAAAGAUGAGGAGAGCUGUCAGAACUACAUUCGCGUACUCGUGUCUCUCGGCACGGGGCGGCUGCUGGUCUGCGGCACCAACAGCUUCAGACCAUUCUGCAGAGAGUACAGCGUGCAGAGAGACUCCUAUCACAUGGAGAAAGAGAAAUCCGGUCAAGCGGUGUGCCCGUACGACCCAGAACACAAUUCCACUGCUGUUUAUGCCGAUGGAGAACUGUAUUCGGGAACAGUGGCAGACUUCAGCGGCAUGGAACCUAUUAUCUACAGAGAGCCGUUACAAACAGAACCGUACGACUCCAUGACUUUGAAUGCUCCUGAUUUUGUGAAUUCAUUAGUACAUGGGAACUUCGUCUACUUUUUCUUUAGAGAAACUGCUGUCGAAUACAUCAAUUGCGGAAAAUCGGUAUUCUCGCGCGUUGCUCGCGUAUGUCGCGACGACCGCGGCGGGCCGCAUCGUUUCAAGCAACGAUGGACUUCGUUUCUUAAGUCAAGACUGAACUGUUCUGUUGCUGGGGAUUUCCCUUUCUAUUUCAACGAAAUCCAAUCAACGACGGAGCUGAUUGAAGGCGUUUACGGUGGCUUAAACGCUCAAUUAAUUUAUGGCACAUUCACAACUCCUCCUAACAGUAUAUCAGGGAGUGCAGUUUGCGCGUUCAGCAUGCAAGAUAUUGCUGAUACUUUUGAAGGAACUUUUAAGGAACAAAGUGCAAUUAAUUCCAACUGGCUGCCAGUAAAUAGUGCAAAGGUACCAGAACCUCGACCAGGUACUUGUCACAACGACUCAAGACAAUUGCCAGAUCAAACAUUAAACUUCAUCAAGACUCAUGCGUUGAUGGACGAAUCAGUUCCAGCUUUCUUUGGAGAGCCAAUAGUUAUAAGAACCAGUUUUCACUAUCGCUUUACGCAAAUCGCUGUGGAUCCUCAAGUGAAAACGCCUGGUGGAAAAGCGUACGAUGUUUUAUUUAUAGGAACUGAUAAUGGCAAAAUUAUCAAAGCUAUAAAUGCCGUAUCAUACGAUUCAAACAAGCGUGCUGUACCAGUCGUUAUUGAAGAGUUACAAGCUUUUGCUGCUGGUUCUCCUGUUAGGGCAUUGAGAGUAGCCAGGGCUGGUCGUGAUGCAGCAAGACUCAUCGCCGUAUCAGAUAGAGAAGUGCUCAGCCUGAGACUACAUCGUUGUUCCAGUGACAAGAUAAGCUCUUGCUCGGAAUGCGUAGCGCUUCAAGACCCAUACUGUGCCUGGGACAAGCAGGCCGGCAGGUGUCGUGCGUACUCUCACGGAGUCAGUCGCUGGCUGGAUGAGAACUCAUUUUAUCAAAGCGUCAGCACAGGAAGCCAUGCUGCUUGUCCACAUAGUAAAGACGCAGGUGCUGUAGGAGGGCUCAGCUCGGGGUUAUAUGAUGAUGCAAGAGGUGAGAAUAAGGGAGAAGUUAUCAACAUUGUGCAAGAUAAAGAUGGCAAAGGCAACAACAAUAACAACGAAGGUCCUGAAGUUCUACAAGCAGAUCCACCGCCCGCCGCUUAUUCUGUAGAAACACUAGCGCUAGCAGUCGCAGCGGGAGCGCUUGCAGCGUUAGGUGCUGGUUUUGCAGCCGGCUACAUAUGCGGCAGACGAUGCAAGAAGGACGACGACGAUAAUAUGCCUUAUCCAGAUACGGAGUAUGAAUAUUUUGAGCAGCGGCAGAAUAUUAACAGAAUCCAAGCCGAGCCGAAGCUCCUACAGCAGGUAGAAGAGGUGACAUACGCGGAGCCGGUGCUGGCGCCACAGCCGAAGCCUGCGUCUCCACGCGCCACUCUGCGCAAGCAUCCCCCCUACCAUCCCCACCACGAGACCCUGUUCCAGUUCCAGCCCGAUGCAUACCGCCGGGACAACUUCGGGACGCUUCGCUCCCACCAGUUAACGCAGGAAUAUUCGGACCGCAGGGCGAUGGGUACCGGCGUGGGAACGACAAUGGCUUCUCGACCACGCGCUCAGUGAAAAAAGUGUACCUCUGAGAAACAAGUGGGGCGGACGCGCGCGACCAGAUGCACCAUCAUAAGCAUAAUACGCACCACCACCAUACGUUGGUGUCGCAGCGCAGCAGCGGGUCAGGCUCGGCGUCUGCGAGCGGGUCGUCAUCGUCGCCUUCACCGCCCUCGUCCUCGCCGUCGCCGUCGGGCGAGCGCCCGCCCACGCCCCCGCCGCCCGCGCCGCAG
Messenger RNA from Vanessa tameamea, 2894 nucleotides. RefSeq names its product semaphorin-1A (gene Sema1a). Lineage: Eukaryota; Metazoa; Arthropoda; Insecta; Lepidoptera; Nymphalidae. Bases 409 to 2676 code for a protein of 755 amino acids. Gene Ontology annotation, biological process: negative chemotaxis; semaphorin-plexin signaling pathway; negative regulation of axon extension involved in axon guidance. The transcript is spliced from 18 exons. The record is from RefSeq and is a predicted model, not a curated record. Gene Ontology annotation, molecular function: semaphorin receptor binding; chemorepellent activity.